UUAUAAUUAACGACUUCCGUUACUUCAACUUGAUAUUUGUUCUCAAUUUUAUCUCUUGAAGAUGGUUGAUGCAUUUGUGUCAUUUGCAGUAGAAAAACUAGGGGAUUUCCUUAUACAGGAAGUUUCCCUGCGCUUAAGUCUCAGAGAGGAUGUGAAGUGGCUGAGAAAUGAGUUGCUCUUCAUGCAGUCUUUCCUCAAAGAUGCAGAAGAAAAUCUAAGUGAAGAUCAAAGAGUGCAACAAUGGGUAUUUGAAAUCAACUCUAUUGCUAAUGAUGUUGUCGCUAUAUUGGAGACUUACAGCUUCGAGGCUGGUAAAGGUGAUGAUGACAAAGGAUUUGCUAGUCGUCUGAAAGCUUGCACUAAUUGCAUCGGUAGGAAGGAGACAAAAUUCUACGGCGUGGCCAAGGAAAUCCAAUGCCUCAAGCAGCGAGUCAUGGAUAUCUCUCGAAAACGAAAGACUUAUGGCAUUAGAGAUAUCAAUAAUGCAGGAGAAUGGCUAAAAAAUGGGCCAAACAAUCAGUCUUCUAUGGUUAGAACAUUGAGGAGAACUACCUCUUAUGCAGAUGAAGAUCAGAUUUUUGUUGGCUUUCAGGAUGUUGUAGAAAGACUGCUAGCUGAAGUUCUCAAAGCAGAGCCACGUCGAAGUGUCAUCUCCAUUUUUGGUAUGGGUGGAUUAGGCAAGACCACUAUUGCAAGAAAUCUCUACUAUUCUCCGAGUCUAAUCACUAGCUUCCGUGCACGUGCUUGGAUAUGUGUUUCUCAGGAAUACAACACCUUGGAUCUCCUUAGGAAUAUCAUAAAAUCCAUCAAAGGUCGCACCAAGGAAAUUCUAGAUUUGUUGGAAAGGAUGUCAGAAAGCGAUCUAGAAAUUUACCUUCGCGAUAUAUUGAAAGAACGUAAAUACCUACUGGUGAUUGAUGAUGUAUGGCAGAGAGAAGCAUGGGAAAGUUUGAGAAGGGCCUUUCCUGAUAGCAAGAAUGGCAGCAGAAUUAUUAUUACCACACGCAAGGAGGAUGUUGCAAAAAGAGCAGAUGACAAAGGUUUUGUCCAUAAACUCCGUUUCCUAAGCCAAGAAGAAAGUUGGGAUCUCUUUCGUAGGAAAUUACUUGACGUUCAAGCAAUGGUCCCAACAAUGGAAAGCCUAGGUAGAGAUAUGGUGGACAAAUGUGGAGGCUUGCCUCUUGCGAUUGUUGUAUUAAGCGGGCUACUUUCGCAUAAAAGGGGGCUACAAGAAUGGAAAAAGGUGAAGGCACACCUUUGGCGGCAUAUGAAAGAUGAUUCUAUUGAAAUCUCCUGCAUACUAUCAUUGAGUUACAAUGAUUUAUCAACUGUGCUCAAGCAGUGCUUUCUUUACUUUGCUAUUUUCCCAGAAGACCAUUUGAUCUAUGUUGACAACAUAACGUGGUUGUGGAUGGCGGAAGGAUUCAUACCAAGAGGAGAAGAAAGAACGGAGGAUAUUGCUGAGGGCUUCUUACAUGAGCUAGUAAGACGAAGCUUGAUUCAACUGGUCAGUACAAGUUGGAAAACAGAUGUUAGAUGCAAGACUCAUGAUCUACUUCGGGAUCUUGCCGUGCAGAAGGCAUUGGAGGUAAACUUUUUUUAUACUUAUGAUCCAAGAAAGCACUCCAUAUCCUCCUCAUGUCUCAGACAUGUCAUUCAUGGUCAAGCAGAAAGCUACCUCUCACUUGAUCUUUCUAACUUGAAGUUAAGGUCAAUAAUGUUCCUUGAUCAAGAUUUUUGUACGAUGAGUCUUAUAAAGUUUCGUAAUGUGUUCCGACAUACAUAUGUGUUGUACUUGGAGUUUCGUUCCGGUACUGUACUACCUAAUGCCAUAGGAAGUUUGUACCAUUUGAAGUUCUUAAGCUUGAGAGGUACGUAUAAUCUCCCCUCCUCCAUUGGAAACCUCAAGAAUUUACAAACACUCCGUAUCUUGAAUGACUAUAGACACUUAUGCCGACUACCCCCUGAGACAGCUAACCUAAUAAAUCUAAGACAUUUAGUUGCUUUGUAUUCAAGACCGCUGCAGCUUUUAAGCAGACUCACAAGUCUUCAAGUUCUUAAAUACAUUUGUUGUGACCAAUGGAGAGACGUUGAUCCUGUUGAUUUAGUCAAUCUUCAAGAAUUAGGCAUGUACGAUAUUAUGAAUUCUUACUCCUUAAAUAACAUUGGCAGCUUGAAAAACCUUAGCUCUCUCAUGUUGCGUUGUAAAGCUGAUGAAUCAUUUCCAGCCCUUGAAUAUCUUACUUCUUGUCAAAAGCUGGACAGAUUGUGGUUAGAGGGGAGAAUAGAGAAACUGCCUCUCUCAGACUAUUUUCCAAAUUCCAUCACAAUGAUGGUCCUUUGGAAGUCACAUCUCAUGGAAGAUCCGAUGCCUAUUCUGGGACUGUUGCCAAAUCUAAGGGGUCUUGAUUUAGUAGGAGCUUAUGAAGGAAAAGAAAUUACGUGCAGUAAUAACAGCUUUUGUCAACUAGAAUUUCUUCGUCUUGAUGGCCUUGAGAAGCUAGAAAGAUGGCAUUUAUCCUCAAGUUCCAUGCCUCUUAUUAUAGCUUUUGGUAUCCAUGAUUGUUCAAAGCUGAAGGAGAUUCCCCAUAGGAUGGAAGACGUUGCUAUCUUGGAGAGGUUGAAGGGUAUUGAACAAGAGUUUGGCGAAUAUUACAAAGUCACUAGUUUUACAUGAAGCUUUUCAAGCAUAUAUGAUGUCUUGUUAAUUUCAAGGUCAUUAGUUUUGCAUGAAGAUUUUCAAGCAUAAAUGAUAUGAUGUCUUAUUAAAUUCAACCUCUUUCACAAUUUGAAAGGUACAUACAAAUGGAAUUAAGUUAUAUAUGCUAAAAUAAAUGUUUCUUUUUUGUUAUUGACGUAGUUUAACAUGUUAUAAUAGGUGAUAACGGACAAAUCAUUUUUCAAGUUACAGAGUAACAAGGAUUACAUG
Molecule: messenger RNA, 2929 nt
Organism: Lycium barbarum (goji berry)
Lineage: Eukaryota; Viridiplantae; Streptophyta; Magnoliopsida; Solanales; Solanaceae
Product: disease resistance protein RPP13-like
Exons: 1
Coding region: 62-2677 (871 amino acids)
Biological process (GO): defense response to other organism
Molecular function (GO): ADP binding
Source: RefSeq, a predicted model, not a curated record